AUGUCCUCCAGGAAACAGGACGACAAAAGUCCACCUGGUCAGGGACAAGCCGUUGCUCGCCAGCGAAAAGCCCACCGCAAAUCUCGACUUGGUUGCGCCAACUGCAAGCUUCGGGGAGUAAAGUGCGACGAAGCCAAGCCCGCAUGCCAUCGCUGCCUCACAUCCGGCUUCACAUGUAACUACUCACGCUCAGCACCAGACCUGCAAUUCUCACAAGCUGGCGUCUUCAAAGUCGAUCUUGGUGCUCCAGUCGAAAAGCUCCCCAAUCCAGGUUUGCACAAGAACAUUCCGCUUGCGUUACCGGUAGCCGGUAAACUCGGUAGCUAUGAGUUGUGCGCGAGUGACUUGAGAAACCUGGAGCAUUUCCUCAACUCCACCGCUUCUACAUUGGGCGGCGGACGAGGAGUGUACGAUACGUGGUAUAGUAAGGGAGUACUAGGGUUAAGUAAUUCAUACCCUUUCCUACUACACAUCUUCCUCGUCCUCUCACAACUUCACGACAUGCACGAAAAGUCCAUUAGCAUGGACCAAGUUCCCCAUCGCUCCCUUGCCUUCCACUGGUAUCACGGCACUGCACUCUUCCAUCAAAUGCUCUCCAAAGCAUCUGCCACACCGGUCCUCUCUUCAUCCGAGCGCGACACCCUCUGGAUAUCGGCCGCCAUGCUAGGUACCGCCGCAUUCGCAUACCUUGGUUCCCUCGACCCAAGUGAAGCAUGGCCGCUCAAAGAACACUCCCCCUCAGAUCUCGACUGGCUAAAGAUGGGUCACGGCAAAAAGGUCGUUUGGAACAUGGCCGACCCAACCCGCCCUGACAGUCUCUUCAGCAGAAUGACUGCUUACCAAAGUCGGGAUCCUCCACCUAGCGGAUCAUCUCCCAUACGGCCGCAUACUCUCCCUGUACUAUUCUACUCUGUCUUCGACAUUGGUCCGUCCUCUACUGCCCCGAAUAACCCGUACCAUGUUGCGGCAGCAUUGAUUUCCCAGCUUUUGCCUGUUGUACCUACCCCCUAUAAUGUUCACCACUUCUUGUCGUUUCUGAGUCAAAUUGACGCUCGAUAUCAGGUACUCCUUCAGAAGAAGGAUCCCCGUGCCAUGAUUCUAUUAUUGUACUGGAUGGCGAAAAUAGUCACAUACCCCAUGUGGUGGACUCGUCGGCGGACGCUGUACGAAGGACUGGCGAUAUGUAUCUAUAUUGAACGGUAUUGCGGUGAUGACCCUGAGUUUAUGCAGUUGAUUGCUUAUCCAAGGGCUGUUUUAUCUGCCGUGUAUUCUGGUGUCGAAGUCGAGAAAAGGGAGGACAUUGUCCUGGACUUCAAGCCCUUGAAGGUACAAUAG
Molecule: messenger RNA, 1335 nt
Organism: Pochonia chlamydosporia 170
Lineage: Eukaryota; Fungi; Ascomycota; Sordariomycetes; Hypocreales; Clavicipitaceae
Product: transcription factor cys6 protein
Exons: 3
Coding region: 1-1335 (444 amino acids)
Biological process (GO): regulation of transcription by RNA polymerase II
Molecular function (GO): DNA-binding transcription activator activity, RNA polymerase II-specific; zinc ion binding
Source: RefSeq, a predicted model, not a curated record